This is a messenger RNA of Saccostrea cuccullata (small rock oyster), 1018 nucleotides long. RefSeq lists its product as uncharacterized. The record is from RefSeq and is a predicted model, not a curated record. Bases 126 to 995 code for a protein of 289 amino acids. Lineage: Eukaryota; Metazoa; Mollusca; Bivalvia; Ostreida; Ostreidae. The transcript has 2 exons.
AGAAGCUAAAGUAUUCAAGCUUGGCUUAUGCUUACGUUAUUGAUUUAUUUUACCUGUUAUGUUCAUGAGACAGAGAAUAUUUUCUGUAGUCUGAUAGAAUUUUCAAGACUUUAAAGGAGAAGAGUAUGGAAAGUGAAAUGUCAGAUUCUUUGCAAGAAGAAUUAUUAAAGAGACUUGAUGCCUAUGGAGAGAGUUUGAUGGACAAUGACGAUUAUGAAAAUAGAGUUAAGCAUGCAAAGAAGAUCAAAAAGAGAAAGAAAAUUUCAGCUGAGGAGAAUGACUUCACUGCGGAAAUUCACACAAAGAAGAGGAAAAAGCGAAAGAAAAAUAAGGCAGAUAAUGGAAACACACCUGCUGAAACAACUGUUGAAGAGGAGCAAACUAAAAUGAGUGGAAAAGAAAAAAAGAAACAGGAGAUGAAAGAUGCACUUGGGCUGAAUGAUAUGGAUAAAAGCGUGAUAACUCCAAAUGUGAGUGUUAUGAAAUCAGACAGGAAUGGUGAUAUAAAAAAUCCAACCAAUACAAAGGUUGUAGUGUACAACAGACCAAAAUCAAAAAAGAAAGAAGAAGAAACAAAGGAUGUCAAUGAAAAAUCUGAAGAGGCAUCAGCUCAUGUGAUUGAUUUAAAGUCAGCUAGAUUGGACGUACAGAAAUUUGGAAUCAAAGGAUUCAGUGAGGAGAAGAAAGACGCAGCCAUGGAAUCCUUACUGGUUAAACUCGGAGCAAAACCCAAGAAGAACAAGUCUCACAACUACAAGGAAUAUCAGGAAAUGGUAAAAAGACAAAAAGUAGAGGAGAGAGAAAAAAGAGAACUGGACAGGAAGCUGGGAUACAAGGUCCAGAAAAAGGUCAUCGCCAGGAAGAAAGAUCGGAACGAUGUCGGGCGAGUGGACGGACAGGUCGGGAAGUAUAAACACGGUGUCCAGUUUGUGACAAAGCAGGACUUACAACCAGGAGGGAGAUCAGUGAAAAAAAGGAGGAAGAAAAAGUUCUAGGAUAUCUGAAAAUUGUAUUUGAU